Spizellomyces punctatus DAOM BR117 is the source of this 3821-nucleotide messenger RNA. RefSeq lists its product as uncharacterized. Gene Ontology annotation, molecular function: chitin synthase activity. NCBI's taxonomy places the organism in Eukaryota, Fungi, Chytridiomycota, Chytridiomycetes, Spizellomycetales, Spizellomycetaceae. Bases 211 to 3717 code for a protein of 1168 amino acids. The transcript has 2 exons. The record is from RefSeq and is a predicted model, not a curated record. Gene Ontology annotation, cellular component: cell septum; cell periphery.
UAAAAAUAGCCAUGAGUUCAAAGAUCUGAAUAUGAACCCCUCUAUGCCUAUUUUUUUUAGCAUUAGUCAGAAUGAACAUCUGAAUAUAGCAAAAGGUUGCCAACCAACUCUCUUUCGCCUGUUCUACAUUGCUUUCACUGUAGACGGAGUGCUGGGCACAUUUUGGUAAAUCGUUCUGGUUGUCCUUGUUUGCGAACGGGUUUCAUUAUAAUGCACGAGUCAGAAAACGCUUUAUCACGGUCUCGUCAGGCCAGUGUGGUCAAAUCCAAUAAAAUUGGUGUUGAGCUCCCACCAAGUAUCUCUCCCGAUGGGGAUGGUCCAUCAGACGACAAGAAAGUGGGUGAUGAGGAAACGGCCAAGGACACGAAAGCUGCCAAGAAAGCCAAAAUAAAGAAGCCCAAAGUCCCUCAAACUGCCGCACGACGGUGGUGGGUGCGAUUCACUUGGUUGACUACUUGGUGGAUACCGAGCUUUCUGCUGAAAUCCAUCGGCGGCAUGAAAAGCCCCGAUGUCCGCAUGGCAUGGAGAGAAAAAGUUGCCCUUUGCGUCAUUAUCUUGUUCCUUUGCGGUGUCAUGAUCUUCUUCGUCCAAUUCUUCAGUAAAUUCCUGUGUCCAAAUGCCAACAUCAUGUCCCCAUCCGAAGUCGCCCAACACAAUACAAUUAGCUCCAGGAAUCACCUUUUUAUCAGUUGGAACGGAUACGUUUACGAUGUCAACUCAUACGCUGACAGACAUCCUGAUCCGGCGUUCACGCUCUUAACGGUGGCGGGUAAGGAUGCUUCCGAGUGGUUUCCACGGAUCAACGCAAAGACAGGUGCUUUGCACAAGAGUUGUCCGCAGCCAUCGGGCACUCCUCCAGACCUUCCAACCAACACGACAUGCCUCAAGACAGGCUUCACGACUGGUUAUUGUCAUGACACAUGGAAGUUGGACGAUAGCGUCAAUGUGUAUAAGGAAACGGUCACAUUCCCCAUAUAUCGAGUCGCUUCUCUUGCCUAUAACAGAAAUACCGUAUACGAUCAUGCUAAAGACACGGACGCAUGGAUACUCAUCAACGGGAGGUUCUACGAUGUGACUGAACUGUUGAAAGCAGAUUCCUGGAUACGUUCUCUAUUCCCUUCGGAUCUCCUUGAUUAUCUAGCGUACUACCGAGGCAAAGAUGCCUCUCUGAUUGCAAAUCGUAUCGACCCUAGCUGGAUGAAAUGUCUUGACAACCAGUUUUUUGUGGGAGUCGUUGACGAUCGUAUAUCGGCCGCUGCUUGUCAUGCAUCAGAGUACAUUCUCUACGGAUGUACAGGUGUCAUGGUAUUUAUCCUUGUGAUAAAGUUCUUGGCUGCUCUACAACUCGGUUCGAAGCGACAACCCGAAAACCACGACAGGUUCGUCAUCAUGCAGGUGCCUUGUUAUACGGAAGGCGAGGAUUCACUAAAGAAGACGAUCAAUUCCCUCUCGCUACUGGAGUAUGAUGACACACGUAAAUUGUUGUUUAUUGUGGCGGAUGGUAUUGUACAGGGUGCUGGGAACGAUCGUCCCACCCCAGACCUUGUUCUCGACAUCCUCGGUGUGGACAGGAACGUUCAACAGCCAGAAACUAAAGAUUACGUUGCCAUCGCAGAAGGAUCCAAAGGUCACAAUAAGGCAAAGAUCUAUUCCGGUCUGUAUCACAUUCAAGCUCGGGCGAUUCCCUUCAUUGUUGUUGUCAAAUGCGGCAAAGAAACGGAAACUACAAAGCCUGGUAAUCGCGGUAAACGAGACUCUCAAAUGAUUUUGAUGAAGUUCUUGAACAAGGUGCACUAUCGAUCCCCCAUGACACCUCUGGACCUUGAAAUGUAUCACCAUAUGAAAAACAUUAUCGGUGUUCACCCUUACCUGUACGAAUAUAUCCUCAUGGUCGACGCUGACACCGAGGUCGUUCCGGACUCUCUUAACCGGUUGGUGGCUUGCAUGAUACACGAUGGAAAGAUCAUGGGCAUCUGUGGUGAAACGAAAAUUGCCAACGAGAAACAAUCCUGGGUGACCAUGAUGCAAGUGUACGAAUACUACAUCAGUCACCACAUGGCAAAGGCUUUCGAAUCAUUGUUCGGAAGUGUCACUUGUCUUCCUGGUUGUUUUUCCAUGUACCGUAUUCGAACACCUGAGAAAAAGAUUCCUCUACUGAUUAGCAACGAUAUUAUCCACGAUUAUGAGGAGAACAAGGUCGACACGCUUCACAAAAAGAAUCUACUGUCAUUGGGGGAAGAUCGGUACUUGACAACGCUGAUGCUCAAAUAUUUCCCCGAGUACAGGACAAAGUUCACGGCAGAUGCGAAAUGUUUGACAAUCGUUCCGGACCAAAUGUCCAUUCUUCUCUCCCAGCGUCGUCGAUGGAUCAAUUCUACGAUUCACAAUCUCUUUGAGCUAUUGUUCCUGCCGCAGCUUUGCGGUUGUAUGAUCUUUUCCAUGCGCUUUGUGGUGUUCCUCGAUUUGUUCGCGACGCUGAUUAUGCCUGCUACGACUGGCUACCUUGUCUACCUCAUCUAUGCUGCCAUUGAGGCACAGGAACCCCCGAUCAUUUCCCUCAUCAUGCUGGGUGUCGCGUACGGACUUCAGGCGAUCAUUUUUAUCAUAAAACGAGAGUACCAACAUGUUGGGUGGAUGAUCAUCAACAUUUUGGCCAUGCCAGUCUUUUCGUUUUGGCUACCGCUGUAUUCUUUCUGGCAUUUUGAUGAUUUCUCGUGGGGAAAUACGCGUCGUAUCGCUGGAGCAAGCGGAAAAGACUCACACGGUGGCGAUGGUGAGACAUUUGAUCCUAGCAUCAUUCCACUUAUGAAGUGGGAGGACUAUGAAGGUAUUUUGAUGCAAAAGGCUCAAGAGGACGAGGCUGCGAUGGGCAUGUCCGAGUACGGUGCUUCUGAAAAUGGAUACAGUGUUGCAUAUGGAGGAUACAACAGUGCACCACAUUCACAGAACGGCCGACCUAAUGGACGCCCAGUGUCAGCUUACAGCAUUUCCAAUGUUGCCGUGGGUCAAGGGCAAGGAAAUGUUAGGAGGAGAGCGUCUGUGCGAUCGGCAAAUUCGCAGUUCUCGCAGGGUCCUGCUCAUUAUACCCGUCCUUCUUCUGCGUAUGGUGGGCCGGGGGGGAUGUAUGGUUCCAGUGUGGGUCCGGCGUCGCCCUAUGAGCCGUCAUACGCCGGGGACCACCGCCGCUCAUACAUCCCCCAUAUCGAGGCCAGGCGUUCGCUCGACGGAUUACAGCAAGGCCCAAUGUCAUACUAUGAACCUUCUCAGUAUGCCCCAAGUUACUAUGCCGCCUCCAGCUCUGGUUCGGAAGGUGAACCUCGCCCUCCCGCACCGCGCGCAAUUAACAACCUCCGGAACUCUGCGCUCUUCCGUUCCGACAUGGCUCUCGAUCGUCUGCCUGGCAUUGCUGUCGAUAUCCCGCCGUCUUGUCCUCCUAGUCAAUUAAUCAUUCCUGAUGCAACUCAAUCGUCAGAUCAGCUAUUGAGUAAGAGUAAAUCAGCAGAGACCAUUCAAGAUAGUGGUACCUGGACUGGAGGAUUCCCUACAGACGAGGAUAUUGUCGAGCGCAUUCGGUACAUCAUUGCCAUAUCCGAUCUGCACACGCUCACAAAACGGAAAGUAAGAGAAGAAUUAGGCAGCUUCUUUGGAACUGAUUUGAGUGAGAAGAGGCAGUUUAUCAGCGAUUAUGUUGAGGCCAUUGUUACAGGAAGACUGUAAAAUUGAAAAGAACAAAUGAAGGGCCAUUUGGGCCCGGGAGCAACAUCAGAGAUUUCACUAUGUUUUUAAAAGUAAUACACAUCAGCCCAGAUGCAUACUAAGUA